Paraglomus occultum is the source of this 174-nucleotide messenger RNA. The record is from the annotation of a GenBank genome assembly. Lineage: Eukaryota; Fungi; Glomeromycota; Glomeromycetes; Paraglomerales; Paraglomeraceae.
AUGGCUCUUACAUGCUCUGAUAUCUUCAAAUUCUUCUUCGCGGUGAUAUUCCCACCAUUGGGUGUGCUUAUGGAAGUCGGAUGUACUAUCGACUUGUUGAUAAACAUUGCUUUAACAAUCUUGGGAUACAUACCGGGUAUUGUCCACGCUUUCUAUAUCAUACUUCGAUAUUAA